UGUAUGGAGCCGACUUGAAUUCCCAUCGAUUAGUUUCCAUUCAUCAGCUACUUCGAGCUCGUAUAUAGACAGCCAUACACAACAACACAUACGCCAUACUCGUCCACGACAUAUCCCACCACAAACCUCCACAUUUGGACUAUCAGUCGCAAGUUUCAAGUCUGUCUAUCAGCCUCUCAGCUCUCGACAUGACGGCUCAGUACAAAGCUUUGGGCGUGACUCCGCCUAUCAGCACGGAAUCUCCCAAGCCCACAGACCUCAAAUCCAGUGAAGCGCUUUUGGCCGACCUUGUCGCGUUGAAUCAAUUCGAAUCUGACCAGGAGAGGAAGGUCCGAGAACGGUUACUAUCCAACAUUGCCCAACUCGUCGCCAAGUUCGUCCACGAUGUCUCCAUCAAGCUCGGCAUGUCGGAGAAGAUUGCGACCGAGGCGGGUGGAAGGAUCUAUACCUCUGGAUCUUAUCGGUAGGUUUCAUCGCCAUGCUUUAGUGGGUGUAUAUAUCAAUACAGGAGGACUGAUCAUGGAUAUGUAUGUCUUGUGCAGUCUGGGAGUGCACGGUCCGGGAUCUGAUAUUGAUACCAUCUGCGUCUGUCCUCGGCAUAUCUAUCGAGAGCAUUUCUUUGGCGAGUUUCAGGAGAUGCUGCGAGCCUGGCCUGCUGUGACGGAGAUCUCUGCAGUGGAAUCAGCCUUCGUCCCAGUCAUGAAGACGGUGAUCUCCGGAGUGGAAGUCGAUCUGUUGUUUGCGAGAGUCAAUCUUCCGGAAGCUGGCGAUGGGCUGGAUAUCGAAAAGGACGAGAUUCUGAGGGGCGUGGAUGAUGCUUCGCAGAGAAGUUUGAACGGUCCCCGAGUCACAGACAUGAUGUUGAACCUCGUUCCGGAUGUAGCUACUUUCCGCACGGCUCUGAGAACGAUUAGAUUGUGGGCAAAGCGUCGUGGGAUCUACUCUAACGUUUUGGGUUUCCCGGGUGGUGUAGCUUGGGCGCUUCUGACAGUGCGGAUAUGUCAGCUCUACCCGACAGCUGCGCCAGCCACCAUCGUCGGCAAAUUCUUUCCCAUCUAUUAUCAAUGGAAUUGGCCCCAGCCUGUACUGUUGAAGAAGAUUGACAAUGGACCGCCCAACAUGCAACAUUCAGUCUGGAAUCCCAAGCUUGACCGAAGAGACCAAGCCCAUCGCAUGCCUGUCAUCACACCCGCUUACCCCUCCAUGUGCUCGACACACAACAUCACCGCCUCGACAAUGUCUAUCAUUAGGAAGGAAAUGCUUCGAGCCAUGCAAAUAACGGAUGAGAUCUUGAAGAACCCUGGGACAACUUGGCAGCCGCUUUUCGAGAAAUCGGACUUUUUCAGCAUGUACAAGACGUAUGUUCAGGUUGUUGCCUCAGCCUCGACUUCGGAAGGGAUCAAAGACUGGAGCGGAAUGGUAGAAUCAAGAAUACGAACCCUGGUCCAAGAUCUCGAGCAAACCGACACUAUUCUUACUGCCCAUCCCCAAGUCGGAGGCACGAGCAGGACUUUCUACUGUCUCACUGAGGAAGAACAAGCAGCGGCGAGUCAGGGAGAGUUGACGACAGAGAUGAUCAACAGGACGGAAGAGGAUGUGAAGGACAAGGAGCACAGAAAGAUAUAUACGAAGAGUUUCUUCAUUGGGCUGGAGAUUGAGAAAAAGUCGAAAGACGGCACUUCAAGGGUCUUGAACCUGUUCUACCCUAGCAAAAAAUUCUGUGCGACCUGUCAGAAUUGGGAGAAGUACAAUGAGAUGGAGAUGAGCGUCAUCUUGAGGCCAGCAAAAAGGUCGGUCUUGCCGUCGUAUGUAUUUCCCGACGGUAUGCCAAAGUCCAAGAAGAGCAAACGGGCACAGCAAAAUGGCGCCGGUGAUACCGGUAUGAACGAUGGAUCCGAUGGCCCAGGCCCUGCCAAGCGCACUAGGUCUGACAAUGUCAUCCCCGUGAAUCAAACCCCUCAACCUCUGCCCAACGGCGUACCCCAGCCCAACGGUGCCGACCCCGUCCCCUCCCAGAACGGCGCUGGUCCUGUCGAUCUCAAGCCUCCUCCUGGUAUCGAAAACAUGCCGCCUUUGUCAACUGCCGCCAUGUCCUCGUUUGCGACUGCUGCCAAGGGUGUUGCCGGUGCGCAGGAUGAGAACAAGGAUGGACUGAUUGUUUUGAAUCAAACAGCUGCGCCAUAGCGACCAGAUCACCUCUCUUUGUCUUCAAUCGCUUUCCGACUUUUUUUCUCUGUCUUCCUAUACAUCAAUCGUUAUACCCCCUUUUCAUUAGGUCUCGAGUCUGGAAACGAACGAAAAGCAACAAAACGUGGGUCAGGACGGGAGAAGAAAGAAGUCUGGAGAAGUCAAUCUUCGCGCUGCACUACGAUAUUCAUCUCCUGGAUAGGGUUGUAUCACUGUAAAGUAAAACGAAUCAUAAACAUCAAGCUGAAAACAUAUAGCACCAUGCAUUACAUUGUCUGCCA
Messenger RNA from Cryptococcus amylolentus CBS 6039, 2468 nucleotides. RefSeq lists its product as hypothetical. Lineage: Eukaryota; Fungi; Basidiomycota; Tremellomycetes; Tremellales; Cryptococcaceae. The transcript has 12 exons. Gene Ontology annotation, molecular function: RNA binding; poly(A) RNA polymerase activity. Gene Ontology annotation, cellular component: nucleus. The coding region runs from base 385 to 2184 and encodes 599 amino acids. The record is from RefSeq and is a predicted model, not a curated record.